CUGGUUUCCAGGGAAGGUGGAGCUGGGAAUGAGGAGAAACAGAUUCAAUGACAGGGGCAUGGAAUGAAGGUGAAGGUGAAGGUCAAGAUCCAGGACAUGCAUGAAUUGGUCCAAGCAUAUCUUCGGGGAUUGAUCUGAACAGUAACAUAUUUGAGCCCUUUUACAAUCAACGUGUUAAAUUCAGGAACCCUCGGAUGCCACCAUCAGCUACGUUACUACUUAAGGUUUACACCAUUGACAGAUUCAGUUUGAAGUUGGUUUUGAUUGGCUGGGCAGCUCUAAAUGUCUUUGUGGAGUCAGGCAAUGAAAGGGCCCCAAAUGUGGAUUCUGGAGUGGUUCAGAUCUCACUGAACGAAGGAGCACACCAGCUGCGGUUGUACUAUGAUGGACCUGACCCAGAUAACCCAUUAUCAGUCAAUGCUCUUACAGUAGGAAGGAACAUUCCAUGUGCUACAUUACUGGUGAGAUUGGUGAAGGUACAAACUGACAAGAACCUCCAAGUCUUUGAGAGAGACAAGGUACCCAAAAGUGAAUGGAUUAAACUUGGCCUUUUCCAGCCAAGGCCAAACUAUGAAGAUAAGGUAUACUAUUCGGAUAAGGCCAGACCAACCACAGGUGAAAGUGAUCUGUACAAUGCCAUGGUUAACAGAUCUUUUGUUUCAGUCCAAGAAAUGGUUCCAUUGAUAGCUGACAACAAAGAACAAGACUUUAGGACAGAUAUUGAACUACAAAAUUGGAUUCACAUGAAACUUUCAAAAUGGGUGGAUGAUAAGCUGCUGGCUUUUAACUUGACUUAUGUAAGCAGAUACCUCACUACGUAUGGCAUAAAGUUAUCUGUGGACAGAGCCAAUAAUUUACCCUGGAAUAGCUUCACAUUAGCUCACACAUCAUUCAAUCCACCAGGUGCUUACUAUUACGGCAGUCCCUGGGCAAAAUAUGAUUGCCUGGCGUUCAUAGACAAUGUAGAUUUCAACAGUCUGCAGAAGUGCCCAGUAUGGUCGGAUAAUUUUAAGUCAUUUCCAGGACGGGUUUACAACAAGUACCUCACUGUGAUUAUCCACCUUCGUGAAGUCACUUGCUCCACACUGAAGGCUGAUGCACUGAAGUACGAAAUGAAGGAGCAGGCCUGGACUGCCUUACAGGUGUUUUCUAAAGGUUACUGCAAUACCGCAGUUUAUCAUCUGCCACUGUAUCAAGGAGCUCCUAAUCAGGAUGUCUUGGCUGCGUUAGCAAAGGGAGGCUGUCAGAGUAUUCUGGAUGAUCUUGUACAUAAGAAUACUAUUUUACGGCUGAGGGGUGCGUCAGUGCUUGUCCGUAUUGCGGAUGGAAGAAGGGAUGAAGAGCUGGCAAGAUAUUCUGAACGUCAUAUCAAUAGAUCAUAUUUGUCACCUGAGCUCAUCGAACAGUAUGAACCAGAACCCAAUAAUGUGUUACUGAGGCAGCUGAUUCCUGCUGGCCUGUCUGUGGGAGAGUUCAAAACACAGUUAUCUCAGAAAUUCAGAGAGCUCAUGUCAAGUUGAAGACAAGUUCUCCAAAAGUUCCAGAUUCAUACCAGAGGACCAACAAGCAUCAGCAAGAAACCAAGCUAAUAGUAUCGCAUACUUUCAGCAUUCAGCUAAUAAUAAUGCAAGGGGUUUCUUGACAAAUUACCCACCUUGUGAAAGAUAAGCCUACAUUCAAAAAAAAAGUCACCGGGAAAGACACUGUACGUAACGGAAACCGCAAGUAAAGUUGAAAUAAAAGAUUAAUGAGUAUGUUACUUUCGUUCUUUGGAUAGCCUUGGCAGUAAAGUGGGACUUAGUGUCAUGUAAUAGGCAUCUGGGUUUGGAGUAGGAUUUUGAGAGGCAGAGAGAAGCACCUGAACUCUUGUACAAGUAUUGAAGCAAAAAAUAAAAAACGCAAGCGGAUUAGGAUCUGUAUGAAAUGCACUUAAUGUUGAAUUAUGGGAUCAACUUAUGUAAAGUCUUUGAUUUGUAGAAAUCUCAAUCAAAUACCUAUCCACCCAAUUCAAGUAGCAAAAUGGACAGUGCUUAAGUAACUUGAAUUUUAGCAACUACAAAUUUAAACAUCUGGAAUAAGCAACAGGCCAUCUACAAAUGAAACUGAACCCAAAUGUUUUGGAAUUUGCUCUUGUCUAUUGUCCACAUUUUGGCCGAGUACCCUUACUACUGGAGAAUUGGUGAAUUCAGAUUUUCAUGUAGCUCUAGUUUUAUAUUUGUACAUGGCA
Molecule: messenger RNA, 2227 nt
Organism: Mobula hypostoma (lesser devil ray)
Lineage: Eukaryota; Metazoa; Chordata; Chondrichthyes; Myliobatiformes; Myliobatidae
Exons: 12
Coding region: 195-1520 (441 amino acids)
Source: RefSeq, a predicted model, not a curated record